Micromonas pusilla CCMP1545 is the source of this 525-nucleotide messenger RNA. RefSeq lists its product as uncharacterized. The transcript has 2 exons. Lineage: Eukaryota; Viridiplantae; Chlorophyta; Mamiellophyceae; Mamiellales; Mamiellaceae. The record is from RefSeq and is a predicted model, not a curated record. Bases 1 to 525 code for a protein of 174 amino acids.
AUGGGGUCUCGUCAUCGCACGCGCGGCGCGACGAAGGCGUCGUGCGCGUCCGUCCCCGCGCCGACGAUAUCCCUGGAGCGGCUGCGCGCGAACGACCGCGGCGCGCUGCGCGCGUUGCGAGAUGCGCUCGUCGUCGCGCCCGGCUUUUUUAAUCUCGACGCGUCGAACGCGCUGCCGCCCGCGCUCGUGCGCGAGUGCUACGAGGUCGCGCGCGCGUUCUUCGCGCUGCCGCUGGACGCGAAGGCGGCGUACGUGCACACGCAGUACGACCGCGAGACGGGAGGGUGCGCGGCGUACGUCCCGCUCCUCGAGGAGUACGCGUACCAGCCGAACACCGCGGCGAUGGUCGAGUCCUUCGACGCGUGCCGCGACCUCCCGCUCUCGCACCCGGCGCUGCACGACGACGACGACGCCGUCGGCGUCGGCCCCGUGGAUUGGCCCGCGGAGGCGCCCGGGAUGAAGGUGCGUUCUAUCUCACACUGGUUCCCAUACGACCGCAUCGGCGUGGUGAACGCCGUUUCUUAA